GUCACAAGUAAUCAUUUCAAAUCAAGCUGAUAUAACGAAUACUCACAUGAAUUCAUUAUCAAUACUCAAUUUAGAAAGCUGUCUACCGGUGCACCGACACAAAUUCGAUCACCCCUUCUGAUGCCAACUGGCACACAAAGCACCUCCACCCGAUGGCAGACAAGUAGGGGGUCGAUGUCAUAUGAUGUCAGCGCGUUGCAAACACAUUAUCUAUACAGAGACACACCGAAGAAAAUUCAGUAUUACCACACAACCGCUUCCUCAGUAUCAGAUGCAAGCCUGCCCUGCAGAGAAAGCCCGACUUGCAUCUCUGCAUUUGUGGAUUUCCCGCCGCGCUAGGCGAGCAGCAAAAAAAACCCCCUUCAAAACAUCACAUCCACUUUGCAGUUCAUCGCCCUUGCACCAGCUAAGGCUGUGCAUACAGGUGAUCGCAAACCAACCCUCAGCAGAGCUGAGCACCUGGUUUCAUCUGCAGUCUUGUCUGAUGAGGAACAUGCUAAACCAGCACUGCCCACAUGAUUCGAGGAGUUUCACAAGUACAAAUAAGUGCAGGCUGAGAGAAGAACACACAUAUAAAAGAUGUGCUACUGCCCUGUCAUGGCGCUGAAAAGAUGCGGUUUGAGAAAAAAAUCUAGGCUGAGACAACAAGAAAACCACAACCACCGUCAC
This is a messenger RNA of Coccomyxa subellipsoidea C-169, 669 nucleotides long. RefSeq lists its product as hypothetical. The record is from RefSeq and is a predicted model, not a curated record. The transcript has a single exon. The coding region runs from base 182 to 607 and encodes 141 amino acids. NCBI's taxonomy places the organism in Eukaryota, Viridiplantae, Chlorophyta, Trebouxiophyceae, Coccomyxaceae.